GUCCUCAGAGCCGCAGUCUGCGGGACUGGUGCCCGGAAGUUCCCGGAAGUGGCCGGGCCUCAGGCUUCUGAUGCAGGUCGGGUAAAAUGGCGGUGGACACUGUGUUCCCGGCCCUUGCGCGGAUGCUUGCUCUGUCAAGACGCCACCUAGUGUCUCCUUCACUCAGAGUGACAUCAUUCAAACGCUGCUACAGAGGUGACAGCCCGACAGAUUCCCAGAAGGGCAUGAUUGAAAUCCCUUUGCCUCCAUGGCGGGAGCGAACUGAUGAAUCCAUAGAAACCAAAAGAGCCCGGCUGCUCUAUGAGAGUAGAAAGAGGGGAAUGCUGGAAAACUGCAUCCUACUUAGCCUCUUUGCUAAGGCACAUCUGCACCACAUGACAGAGAAACAACUGAACCUCUACGAUCGCCUGAUUAAUGAACCCAGUAAUGACUGGGAUAUUUACUACUGGGCUACAGAAGCAAAGCCAGCCCCAGAAAUAUUUGAAAACGAAGUCAUGGCCCUGCUGAGAGACUUUGCUAAGAACAAAAACAGAGAGCAGCGACUACGGGCCCCAGAUCUCGAAUACCUCUUUGAAAAGCCACAUUGAGCUGAGCGCCACUGCCUGCCUGGCCUCGGUCUGCGGAUGCUCACUGCUUAUGAUGGGUAUUGGCCUUGAUGUCCUGCUUCUCCUUAGACGCUCAGCCCACCCAGACCAUUGGUCCUGCCUCCAGUGAUGGACCCGCCUCUCUCCUGAGGACAUGUAAAUGUUCAGUGUAUCUCAUUCUAAGACCUUGUGGUUCUGUUCUAAGCCUCAAAGCGGUUUGUCUAAGUUACCGGUGUUCAGGCCUGACUUUUCUCUGGCUCCACAGGAGGGCACUGUAGUGGAAGCGAUUGUGCCAGCUCGUUGCUUCAGCCAGAAGUGAGCUCAAUGCAGAGGGGCAGCCAGCUCUUUGUGCUGUGUGGAAAGCUCCCCGGGUGACCCAGGUCUUUGUUCCAGUGAAAUUCCCCCUUCCAACCUGGGAUGGUUCUUUCUGCCAAGGGAAGCUGAUCCAAGCCCCCUGAGCAGAAUCCUUCAAAGGCCCAGCAGGCAGAAUGACGGCAGUGGGCAGGAAUGGUGUGGGCGCGCUACUUAAGAGUCAGCAUCCUCAUCAGAUUUUCUCUAAAAUGCUCACUUUGUAAAUUGAACGAUAAUUGAAUAUUAAAGAGUAUUUUAAAAAGGAAAA
Molecule: messenger RNA, 1203 nt
Organism: Lipotes vexillifer (Yangtze River dolphin)
Lineage: Eukaryota; Metazoa; Chordata; Mammalia; Artiodactyla; Lipotidae
Gene: SDHAF2
Product: succinate dehydrogenase complex assembly factor 2
Exons: 4
Coding region: 87-587 (166 amino acids)
Biological process (GO): mitochondrial respiratory chain complex II assembly; protein-FAD linkage; mitochondrial electron transport, succinate to ubiquinone
Cellular component (GO): mitochondrion
Source: RefSeq, a predicted model, not a curated record